AAAAUCUAAAAAUCUAAUUACAAGAAUACCUGAAGCUAAAGACGAAGUUAUGGACUAGACAAAACGAUUAAAAAGAAUUCGACAAAAAAAGUUUUGGGCUAAAAGCUAGUCAAGAGACUGAUUGCAUAAAAACGAAUAUUAUAGAGAUAAGCUCAAGUGAAGAGCUAGAUACGUCAACAUUUGUGUUGAUUAAACACAUUAAAUUGUAAUUUAGAUGUAGCAUUGACCAAAAUCAAGGAGCAUCCUAAAACUUGUAUGGGGACCACAUUAAUAGCGCCCUGGGGCUCCAACUCACGGCCGUGCGUCGCACACACGACGUCGCUCAGUGAAAGGGUGCGCCCCCGCCAUCUGUAUAAAAACUACAAGCCUUCCUCGCCAGGCAUCAUUCAGCAUCCUCGCCCAACUCAAUCACCACACAAUGGCAUUCAAGUUUGUAGUAUUCGCUUGCUUGGUGGCAGCCGCCAGCGCUGGAGUAUACCCUGCUGCUCCCGUAGCAUACGCAGCGGCCCCAACCUACGCUCAGCACGCAUAUGCCGCUGCACCCGUAGCGUACGCCGCACCCGUCGCUAAGGUUCUGGCGCCCGUCGCCAAGGUCGCCGUCGAAGAGUACGCGCAUCCCAAGUACAGCUUCGCUUACGACGUGCAGGACGGUCUCACCGGUGACUCCAAGUCCCAGCACGAGAGCCGCGACGGUGACGUUGUCCAGGGCUCCUACUCCGUGGUCGACCCCGACGGCACCAAGCGCACUGUUGAGUACACCGCUGAUGACCACAACGGAUUCAACGCCGUCGUGCACAGAGAGCCCCUCGCCCACGCCGCCAAGGUGGUCGCCCCUGUAGCUUACCACUCUGCCCCCGUCGCUUACCAAGCCCCCGUAGCUUACCAAGCCGCCCCCGUGGCCUACCAAGCUCCCGUGGUGCACGCCGCCCCCGUCGCUAAGCUGGCGUACGCGGCUACCCCAGUUGUUCACGCUGCCCCCGUCGCCAAGUUCGCCGCUCCCGUCGCCUACUCCGCUCCUCUCUACCACCACUAAAUAAGAAUGCCAAAACCUAGGAAUCUAAUAUACCUUACUGUUAGCGUAUUAUUUUAAAUACGUUUACAGUAGUAUUAAGUUCAAUAGGAUUAAAUAAAUUAUUUUUUUACUGAC
Molecule: messenger RNA, 1147 nt
Organism: Trichoplusia ni (cabbage looper)
Lineage: Eukaryota; Metazoa; Arthropoda; Insecta; Lepidoptera; Noctuidae
Product: larval cuticle protein A3A-like
Exons: 2
Coding region: 419-1033 (204 amino acids)
Cellular component (GO): extracellular matrix
Source: RefSeq, a predicted model, not a curated record